CUAAUUUCUACUACUCCGUCAUCUCCUCUCUCCAUUUUUUAGGGUCUUAUCACUUUCUCUCUCGCUUGAUAAUUCCCCCAAAAAAUGGCGGCUUCUGCUUCUUCUACUGCACAAAUCAAUGUCCUUGGUGGGAUUGGGUCGUCUUCUUCUUCGAAAAGAGGCGUCAGCGCCUCUUCUGCUUCCAGGACUGUGUUCUUCGGGCAGAGUUUAGGGAGGAGGAACAUAUUCAAUUCCGGGUUCUUGAGGUUAGAAAAGAGGGUGCAUAGGAGAUACAGUGUCGGACCAGUGAGGGUGGUUAACGAGAAGGUUGUGGGGAUCGAUUUGGGGACGACGAACUCGGCUGUUGCGGCUAUGGAAGGAGGUAAGCCGACGAUAGUGAGUAACGUGGAGGGGCAGAGGACGACACCCUCGGUAGUUGCGUACACUAAGAAUGGGGACCGGCUUGUGGGACAGAUUGCCAAGCGACAGGCUGUGGUUAACCCGGAGAACACAUUCUUCUCCGUGAAGAGGUUUAUUGGGAGGAAGAUGUCCGAGGUAAACGAGGAGUCCAAGCAGGUUUCCUACAAGGUGGUCAGGGAUGAGAAUGGAAAUGUGAAGCUCGAUUGCCCUAUUCUUGGGAAGCAGUUUGCCGCCGAGGAGAUUUCGGCACAGGUUUUGAGAAAGCUUGUGGACGAUGCCUCCAAAUUCUUGAAUGAUCAAGUGACAAAAGCUGUCGUAACUGUCCCUGCAUACUUCAAUGAUUCCCAAAGGACAGCAACAAAGGACGCUGGUCGUAUUGCUGGGUUGGAAGUUCUUCGUAUUAUCAAUGAACCUACAGCUGCAUCUUUGGCUUAUGGUUUUGAGAAGAAGAACAAUGAAACCAUAUUAGUGUUUGACCUUGGUGGUGGCACUUUUGAUGUUUCAGUGCUAGAGGUUGGGGAUGGUGUUUUUGAAGUCCUUUCUACUUCAGGGGACACUCAUUUAGGUGGUGAUGAUUUUGAUAAGAGGGUUGUUGAUUGGCUUGCUGGUAACUUUAAGAGAGACGAGGGCAUAGAUCUUUUGAAGGACAAACAAGCUCUUCAGCGGCUGACUGAAGCAGCUGAGAAGGCUAAGAUGGAGCUAUCAUCCUUGACUCAAGCAAACAUCAGCCUACCUUUCAUUACUGCCACUAAUGAUGGCCCCAAGCACAUUGAAACCACGCUAACAAGGGCCGAGUUUGAGAAAUUGUGCUCUGAUCUACUAGACAGGGUUAGAGCCCCAGUUGAAAAUGCUUUGAGAGAUGCAAAGCUCACCAUGAAAGAUUUAGAUGAAGUGAUUCUCGUCGGUGGGUCAACACGCAUCCCAGCUGUUCAGGAGCUUGUAAAGAAGAUUACUGGGAAGGAGCCCAAUGUCUCGGUCAAUCCUGAUGAAGUUGUUGCUCUAGGGGCUGCAGUUCAGGCUGGUGUUUUAUCUGGAGAUGUCAGUGACAUUGUGCUUCUGGAUGUUACACCCUUAUCACUUGGUCUGGAAACUCUUGGUGGUGUUAUGACGAAAAUAAUCCCAAGGAACACAACCUUGCCCACUUCCAAAUCAGAAGUUUUUUCAACUGCUGCUGAUGGUCAAACUAGUGUUGAGAUCAAUGUCCUCCAGGGGGAGAGAGAAUUUGUUAGGGACAAUAAAUCUCUUGGUAGUGUCCGCCUUGAUGGUAUCCCACCUGCUCCACGGGGGGUUCCUCAGAUUGAAGUUAAAUUUGACAUAGAUGCAAAUGGUAUCCUAUCUGUCACUGCUGUUGAUAAAGGUACAGGGAAGAAGCAAGACAUCACUAUUACUGGUGCUAGCACUUUGCCAAGUGAUGAGGUGGAGAGAAUGGUGAACGAAGCAGAGAGGUUUGCGAAGGAUGAUAAAGAGAAGAGAGAUGCUGUUGACACAAAGAACCAGGCAGAUUCUGUCAUCUACCAGACUGAGAAGCAGCUGAAGGAGCUUGGCGACAAGGUACCUGGCCCUGUGAAAGAGAAGGUUGAGGCAAAACUUAAAGAGCUCAAAGAUGUCAUUGCAGGGGGUUCAACGCAAUCAAUUAAAGAUGCCAUGACUGCCCUUAAUCAAGAAGUUAUGCAGCUUGGUCAGUCCCUUUACAAUCAACCAGGUGCUGCUGGUGCAGGUCCUACACCUGGUGCUGAAGCCACUCCUUCAGAUUCAUCAAGCAAGGGACCGGAUGGGGAUGUGAUAGACGCCGACUUCACUGACAGCAAAUGAGAUACAAAGUUUUGAGGCAUUAUAUUUUCUUUUCUUUCCCCCACUUCUGUUUCAGUUAUGUGUGUAAGAAAUUGAUUUUGUGGGGAUUCGGGUUACGUCGCUGGACGGUUUUGUCUAUGCAGACAGAGGGGUGUGGGAGUUGCGCUUUUUAGUAUAAGAAUUUCCAAAUAGUUUUUUGGUGACCACCAAAAGCAUUAUUGAACCUACACCAUUUUAGAGUCAGUAUAAGAAUUUAUUCGUGUGAGUAUACUAUCUCUAUCUAUAUUAUCAGUGAUUAUGGAAAUUUUUUAUAAU
Messenger RNA from Tripterygium wilfordii, 2505 nucleotides. Its product is annotated as heat shock 70 kDa protein 6, chloroplastic-like. Gene Ontology annotation, cellular component: chloroplast; cytoplasm. The record is from RefSeq and is a predicted model, not a curated record. The coding region runs from base 85 to 2211 and encodes 708 amino acids. NCBI's taxonomy places the organism in Eukaryota, Viridiplantae, Streptophyta, Magnoliopsida, Celastrales, Celastraceae. Gene Ontology annotation, biological process: cellular response to unfolded protein; protein refolding. The transcript is spliced from 8 exons. Gene Ontology annotation, molecular function: ATP hydrolysis activity; ATP-dependent protein folding chaperone; ATP binding.